AUGGCAAACGUUGCUUCUCCUGAACAGAAUCAAAACCACUGCUCAGAGGAGGCCAAUAGCACCAUCCCGCUGACUCAAGGCAGCCUCCCCACUCUGACCUUGUCUGGAAAAAUUCGAGUCACCGUAACUUUUUUCCUUUUUCUACUCUCUACAAUAUUUAACGCUUCUUUCUUGUUGAAACUUCAGAAAUGGACUCAGAAGAAAGUGAAAGAGAAAAAGCUCUCAAGAAUGAAGGUGCUUUUAAAACACCUGACCUUAGCCAACCUGUUUGAGACUUUAAUUGUUAUGCCACUGGAUGGGAUGUGGAAUAUUACAGUACAAUGGUAUGCUGGAGAACUCCUUUGCAAAGUCCUCAGUUAUCUCAAACUUUUUUCUAUGUAUGUCCCAGCCUUCAUGAUGGUAGUGAUCAGUCUGGACCGCUCCUUGGCCAUCACCAAGCCCUUAGCCACGAAAACCAACAGCAAAUUUGUACAGUUCAUGAUAGGCUUGGCCUGGCUUCUCAGUAGUGUCUUUGCUGGACCACAGCUUUACAUCUUUCGGAUGAUUCAUUUAGCAGAUAACUCUGGACUAACAGAUGGUUUUUCUCAAUGUGUAACACACUGCAGUUUCCCACAAUGGUGGCAUCAAGCCUUUUAUAACUUAUUUACCUUCAGCUGCCUCUUCAUCAUCCCUCUUCUCAUCAUGGUGAUCUGUAAUGCAAAAAUCAUCUUUACCCUGACACAGGUUCUUCAUCAGGAUCCCCACAAACUAUACCUGAACCAAUCCAAGAACAACAUACCAAGAGCUCGACUGAGGACCUUGAAGAUGACAGUUGCAUUUGCCACUUCCUUCACUGUCUGCUGGACUCCUUACUAUGUCCUAGGAAUUUGGUAUUGGUUUGAUCCUGAAAUGGUAAACAAAGUGUCAGACCCAGUAAAUCACUUCUUCUUUCUCUUUGCUUUUUUAAAUCCAUGCUUUGAUCCACUUAUAUAUGGUUAUUUCUCUCUGUAA
Messenger RNA from Suncus etruscus (white-toothed pygmy shrew), 990 nucleotides. RefSeq names its product gonadotropin releasing hormone receptor (gene GNRHR). The transcript has 3 exons. Lineage: Eukaryota; Metazoa; Chordata; Mammalia; Eulipotyphla; Soricidae. Gene Ontology annotation, molecular function: peptide binding; gonadotropin-releasing hormone receptor activity. Bases 1 to 990 code for a protein of 329 amino acids. The record is from RefSeq and is a predicted model, not a curated record. Gene Ontology annotation, biological process: G protein-coupled receptor signaling pathway. Gene Ontology annotation, cellular component: membrane.